AGCCUGCCUGACCGCGCGGAGGAGGAGGGCGGGCGCGGUGCCGCCGGGGCGGGAAGGUCGCGGGCGGCUGCUCCGGACUGCAGCUCCCGCGGCGGUGGCGGCGUAUCGGGACACGGCGCGGGAUGGACGCGCAGGACUGCCAGGCGGCCGCAUCGCCCGAGCCGCCCGGGCCCCCAGCCCGUAGCUGCGUGGCCGCCUGGUGGGACAUGGUCGACCGCAACCUGCGAUAUUUUCCACACUCCUGUUCAAUGCUCGGAAGAAAAAUUGCUGCUCUGUAUGACAGCUUUACUAGUAAAUCCUUAAAAGAACACGUUUUCCUUCCUCUGAUAGACAUGCUAAUUUAUUUUAAUUUUUUCAAAGCCCCAUUUCUUGUGGAUUUAAAGAAACCAGAGUUAAAGAUUCCUCACACAGUGAACUUCUACCUGAGAGUUGAACCUGGGGUGAUGCUAGGGAUCUGGCACACAGUCCCCAGCUGCCGGGGGGAAGAUGCCAAGGGGAAGGACUGUUGCUGGUAUGAAGCAGCCCUUCGUGAUGGGAACCCAAUUAUUGUUUAUCUUCAUGGCAGUGCAGAACACAGGGCAGCUUCGCACAGACUGAAGCUGGUAAAGGUGCUGAGUGAUGGUGGCUUUCAUGUCUUGUCUGUUGACUACAGAGGAUUUGGGGACUCUACAGGUAAGCCCACAGAGGAGGGACUGACUACGGAUGCCAUUUGUGUCUAUGAGUGGACCAAGGCAAGAAGUGGCAUCACUCCCGUGUGUCUCUGGGGCCACUCUCUGGGUACAGGAGUUGCAACAAAUGCUGCAAAAGUGCUAGAAGAAAAAGGAUGCCCAGUUGAUGCUAUUGUCUUGGAAGCUCCAUUUACCAACAUGUGGGUUGCAAGUAUCAAUUAUCCCUUGUUAAAGGUAUCUGCCCAGAUGGCCUGAAGUAACUGAAGAAUCACAAAAGAAGUGAAUAUGCCCUGCCCCACCUUAACUGAUGACAUUCCACCACAAAAGAAGUAUAAAUGGCCGGUCCUUGCCUUAAGUGAUGACACUACCUUGUGAAAGUCCUUUUCCUGGCUCAUCCUGGCUCAGAAGCUCCCCCACUGAGCACCUUGUGACCCCCACCCCUGCCCACCAGAGAACAACCCCCUUUGACUGUAAUUUUCCAUUACCUUCCCAAAUCCUAUAAAACAGCCCCACCCCUAUCUCCCUUGGCUGACUCUCUUUUCGGACUCAGCCCACCUGCACCCAGGUGAAAUAAACAGCCAUGUUGCUCACACAAAGCCUGUUUGGUGGUCUCUUCACACGGACGCGCAUGAAAUUUGGUGCCGUGACUCGGAUCGGGGGACCUCCCUUGGGAGAUCAAUCCCCCAUCCUCCUGCUCUUUGCUCCAUGAGAAAAAUCCACCUAUGACCUUAGGUCCUCAGACCGACCAGCCCAAGAAACAUCUCACCAAUUUCAAAUCCGGUAAGCGGCCUCUUUUUACUCUCUUCUCCAACCUCCCUCACUAUCCCUCAACCUCUUUCUCCUUUCAAUCUUGGCACCACACUUCAAUCUCUCCCUUCUCUUAAUUUCAAUUCCUUUCAUUUUCUGGUAGAGACAAAGGAGACACGUUUUAUCCGUGGACCCAAAACUCCGGCGCUGGCCACAGACUGGGAAGGCAGCCUUCCCUUGGUGUUUAAUCAUUGCAGGGACACCUCUCUGAUUAUUCACUCACGUUUCAAGGGUGUCAGACCACGCAGGGACGCCUGCCUUGGUCCUUCACCCUUAGCGGCAAGUCCCGCUUUUCUGGGGAAGGGGCAAGUACCCCAACCCCUUCUCUCCUUGUCUCUACCCCUUCUCUGCUCUUCUGGGGGAGGGGCAAGUACCCCUCAACCCCUUCUCCUUCAUCCUUAGUGGCAAGUCCCGCUUUCCUGGGGCAGGGGCAAGUACCCCUCAACCCCUUCUCCUUCACCCUUAGCGGCAAGUCCCGCUUUCCUAGGGGGCAAAAAACCCCCAAUCGCUUAUUUCUGCACCCUGACCUCUUAUCUCUGUGCCCUAAUCCCUUAUUUCCGUGCCCCAACCCCUUCUCUGCUUUUCUGGAGGGCAAGAACCCCCCCACCCCUUCUCCAUGUCUCUACUCUUUUCUCUGGGCUUGCCUCCUUCACUAUGGGCAAGCUUCCACCUUCCAUUCCUCCUUCUUCUCCCUUAGCCUGUGUUCUCAAAAACUUAAAACCUCUUCAACUCACACCUGACCUAAAAUCUAAAUGACUUAUUUUCUUCUGCAAUGCCGCUUGACCCCAAUACAAACCGACAGUAGUUCCAAAUAGCCAGAAAAUGGCACUUUGAAUUUUUCCAUCCUGCAAGAUCUAAAUAAUUCUUGUUGUAAAAUAGGCAAACGGUCUGAGGUGCCUGACGUCCAGGCAUUCUUUUACACAUCAGUCCCUUCCUAGUCUCUGUGCCCAGUGCAACUCGUCCCAAAUCUUCCUUCUUUCCCUCCCGCCUGUCCCCCCAGUCCCAACCCCAAGCGUCGCUGAGUCUUUCUAAUCUUCCUUUUCUACAGACCCGUCUGACCUCUCCCCUCCUCGCCAGGCCGAGCUAGGCCUCAAUUCUUCCUCAGCCUCUGCUCCUCCACCCUAUAAUCUUUUUAUCGCCUCCCCUCCUCACACCUGGUCCUGCUUACAGUUUCGUUCCGUGACUAGCCCUCCCCCACCUGCCCAGCAAUUUACUCUUAAAAAGGUGGCUGGAGCUAAAGGCAUAGUCAAGGUUAAUGCUCCUUUUUCUUUAUCCCAAAUCAGAUAGCAUUUAGGCUCUUUUUCAUCAAAUAUAAAAAUCCAGCCCAGUUCAUGACGUGUUUGGCAGCAACCCUGAGACACUUUACAGCCCUAGACCCUAAAAGGUCAAAAGGCCAUCUUAUUCUCAAAAUACAUUUUAUUAGCCAAUCUGCUCCCGACAUUAAAUAAAACUCCAAAAAUUAGAUUCCGGCCCUCAAACCCCACAACAGGAUUUAAUUAACCUCGCCUUCAAGGUGUACAAUAAUAGAAAAAAGUUGCAAUUCCUUGCCUCCACUGUGAGACAAACCCCAGCCACAUCUCCAGCACACAAGAACUUCCAAACGCCUGAACCGCAGCAGCCAGGCGUUCCUCCAGAACCUCCUCCCACAGGAGCUUGCUACACGUGCCGGAAAUCUGGCCACUGGGCCAAGGAAUGCCCGCAGCCCGGGAUUCCUCCUAAGCCGCGUCCCAUCUCUCUGGGACCCCACUGAAAAUCGGACUGUUCAACUCACCUGGCAGCCACUCCCAGAGCCCCUGGAACUCUGGCCCAAGGCUCUCUGACUGACUCCUUCCCAGAUCUUCUCGGCUUAGCGGCUGAAGACUGACACUGCCCGAUCGCCUCGGAAGCCCCCUAGACCAUCACAGACGCCGAGCUUCCGGUAACUCUCACAGUGCAAGGUAGGCCCGUCCCCUUCUUAAUCAAUACGGAGGCUACUCACUCCCCAUUACCUUCUUUUCAAGGGCCUGUUUCCCUUGCCUCCAUAACUGUUGUGGGUAUUGACGGUCAGGCUUCUAAACCUCUUAAAACUCCCCAACUCUGGUGCCAACUUAGACAAUACUCUUUUAAGCACUCCUUUUUAGUUAUCCCCACCUGCCCAGUUCCCGUAUUAGGCUGAGACACUUUAACUAAAUUAUCUGCUUCCCUGACUAUUCCUGGACUACAGCUAUAUCUCAUUGCCGCCCUUCUUCCCAAUCCAAAGCCUCCUUUGCGUCCUCCUCUUGUAUCCCCCGACCUUAACCCACAAGUAUAAGAUACCUCUACUCCCUCCUUGGUGACCGAUCAUGCACCCCUUACCAUCUCAUUAAAACCUAAUCACCCUUACCCCACUCAACGCCAAUAUCCCGUCCUGCAGCAUGCUUUAAAAAGAUUAAAGCCUGUUAUCACUCACCUGCUACAGCAUGGCCUUUUAAAGCCUAUAAACUCUCCUUACAAUUCCCCCGUUUUACCUGUCAGCCCUGAGAAACAUCGCCCAUUCUCCCUCCAUACCACCCCCCAAAAAUUUUCACCGCUCCAACACUUCAACACUAUUUUGUUUUAUUUUUCUUAUUAAUAUAAGAAGGCAGGAAUGUCAGGCCUCUGAGCCCAAGCCAAGCCAUCGCAUCCCCUGUGACUUGCACAUAUACGCCCAGAUGGCCUGAAGUAACUGAAGAAUCACAAAAGAAGUGAAAAGGCCCUGCCCUGCCUUAACUGAUGACAUUCCACCAUUGUGAUUUGUUCCUGCCCCACCUUAACUGAGUGAUUAACCCUGUGAAUUUCCUUCUCCUGGCUCAGAAGCUGCCCCACCUUAACUGAGUGAUUAACCCUGCGAAUUUCCUUCUCCUGGCUCAGAAGCUCCCCCACUGAGCACCUUGUGACCCCCGCCCCUGCCCACCAGAGAGCAACCCCCUUUGACUGUAAUUUUCCAUUACCUUCCCAAAUCCUAUAAAACGGCCCCACCCCUAUCUCCCUUGGCUGACUCUCUUUGCGGACUCAGCCCGCCUGCACCCAGGUGAAAUAAACAGCCAUGUUGCUCACA
Molecule: messenger RNA, 4530 nt
Organism: Homo sapiens (human)
Lineage: Eukaryota; Metazoa; Chordata; Mammalia; Primates; Hominidae
Gene: ABHD12B
Product: abhydrolase domain containing 12B
Exons: 10
Coding region: 123-923 (266 amino acids)
Source: RefSeq, a predicted model, not a curated record